AUGGUUUCCCCAAUUUUAACGGAAUCCAUCGACCCCUCACCCAAACCAGGGACACGGUUUUUCCUGCCCUCUCUAUUGGCACAUGUGCGUGCCGCGCUGCCAGGUCUUCCCCUGGAGCCUGUAAUAAUACAGGUCUUGCUACUUUGCAUCACGUCCGGAGAUAGAAAUCUCAUCCUCCGCACCCGUGACGAGGACAUCGACCUCAUCGCAAGGCUGACAACCCUACCUUCAUCGCCCCUCCAGGCCCUUGGCUCAGUAUUUGGCUACAACGUUCACAAAAUUAAAUAUCGCGCCGAUGCAGGCGACCAAAUGCCAUACCAGAUUCUACAGUCCUUAUUCCUUCCUUCGGCGGUCACUGCUGGCGCUGUUUCAUCUCGCAAAAAUCGAGAGAGACAUCGACGUAUGUCCAGUUCGCGCAAUUCUAGUGGAAAGCAACCCAUCGUGAUGCAAGCUACAACCAACGUGUGUCAUAGUAGGACCGAUUCCUUCUCUCGCUCUGCGUCAUACCCGGGUAACUCGCGACUAUCAACUUCCGCUCCACGACAGAGGAAUCCGGACCUUGAACCCCACAAUGUAUUGACAAUACCCAUUGCCAAUCUCAAACGACCCUGUCUUCAUUCUUUUAGCGUGAAAACUGAACCAUCCAUCCCAACUGUUGGUUCCGAUGGGAGGCCGCAUCCAGAAAAAUCAUUGCAUGCUAGCACGGACAACUUCGGUGUACCCGCCGCAAUCGUUGUAUCUGGCCUUGAGCAUGCGAGUCUCCAAGCCCAGAAAGCCAUUCUUCGUACACUUGCAGUCGGACAGCUUGUUUUUCCAACGGACGGGAGUCCAGAGACCGAUCAGACAUUUGAUCUGCCCGAGAAUUUUAUCUUAAUAUACGUAUGUCGGCUCGAUGCUCGAGAGAGACCGCCCAUUUACAAGAGCCUGCUAGACAAAUUUGCAAUGAGCUCUCCAGUGAGCGUUGGCCAGCACACCCGUCUGGCUAUGAGACAAUUUCGUCUGUCUUCGACUCAGUCGCCAGCGCUACCAUCACCGUCCACCUCUGGAGCAUCCGCGGCCUUGUUCAUGUCUCCGUCGGGUCCAAUGUUACCUCCCACAGCCCUUCCUGGACCGCCACCAGUCUCUUCAUCUUUUCUCCGUCGUUUGAAAGGCCUUUGUGCGAAUCACACUUACGUGGGACCACCACUGGAUACGUACCUGGCAGAUCUUUUUACCGCAACUCGCCACUUCGGCUCUUUGGAUGGGACGUUACUCACUGUACGUGCACGGCAGGAUGCCGAAGCACUCAUCCGUGCAUCCCGUGUACUUGGCAUUGAUCCUACUGGUGCCGAGUUUAUUGUGGAAGCAGCUCACGGUGCACCCCCAGCCAGUGAGACAUGUUCGAUUCGGCGAAGUUAUCCUGCUUCUCAGUCCAGUGCGAGUGUGUCUUCUGAUGCACUGCUGGAUUCUGUCUACGUCCCACAGAUUCGCCAGCCGUCCCCAGCUCCAAGCGUGGGACAGAGCUCACCAGGUGUUCUUAUACAAGAAGACGCGUUGGAAUUAGACGUCUCGGAGGCCAAUAUCGCGCGAAUGUUUCCCAGAGUAGUGUCUCAUCGUGUGAGGGUAAGGGACUCACCAUUCGACGAGGUCCUCAGCAGCGUGGUUUGUGGUGAUAUGUCCCAGCCUGCUGGUGCCAAAGACGGAGACUUAGUGUGGAAGAGGGAUACAGUGAAAGAUAUUUUAGUUCGCAUCCUAUCGGAAAUUUGAAGACAAUAUGUUGCGUUUAUGCUUUCGUUCACGAGGCCUAGGUUGACUACAUAGCUGUGAACUACAUACUAUCAUUGGACCACCCAUGCAUAAUGGACAAGUCAUGCAUGAUCCUGUCUAGUGCCUCAUUUCCUUCAACUUCUUGACUCCGAAACAAGUAUGUUAGAAUCCACAGGUCGUUUUCGAUGCUGCUGAACCCACUGCCCAGUAAAAUACCG
Messenger RNA from Pisolithus orientalis, 1964 nucleotides. RefSeq lists its product as uncharacterized. Lineage: Eukaryota; Fungi; Basidiomycota; Agaricomycetes; Boletales; Pisolithaceae. The coding region runs from base 1 to 1746 and encodes 581 amino acids. The transcript is spliced from 3 exons. The record is from RefSeq and is a predicted model, not a curated record.